UAAACACGUCCGGGGAGCUAGUGUUACUGGCGGUAAAGUAAGCUAAGCCUUCUCCUUGUUAACAACAGUAUGUUUCACUUAUUGUAAGCUUGUGAGAUGUGAUGGCGAUGGCAGUAAUUUCUCCUCAUGCGUCGGACUUUCUGGUAGUCUGAGAGCGGAGCAUCAUGUCGAGGACGGGAAAGAUACGUAUAAAAAUGGAGAGCUGUGCCGGUCCGAUGAGCUGAAAAAUGGGAGCAAGCGCUUCAGUGUCGCUCUGUAGCGACCCGUCUUCAGUGAGAAUCCUGAGGACCACUGCUAAGGUCAGCCCAGAACCCACUGCUCCCACUCUGGUUUCAGAGCCUGAACUGGCCACCAGGUGUGUGUUUGGUGUUUCUCUGGAAACACUGAGGGAGGACAGGCAGAUGGUCUGUGGAAUACCUCUUGUGCUAAGAGACAUGGUGGAGUUCCUGGAUAAGAAUGGAAUGCACCACAGAGGUCUGUUCCGUCUGUGUGGCUCGGUGGUGCGGACCAGGCAGCUGAGGCAGCGGUGGGACCGGGGAGAGAGGGUGGACCUAGAGCUGCAGGAGGACGUCCCCACUGUGGCCUCGCUCCUCAAACUCUUCCUUCGGGAGCUGCCCAUCCCUAUAGUUCCCGAACCCCAGCGCAAACAGCUGGUUCUGUGCCUCACAGGAUAUGCUAAUGAGGCCGAGAUGAACCAUUCUCUCAGACAAAAUUUUUGCCACCUCCCUGCUGACAACCUCCUUAUUUUGUCUUACCUCAUCCACUUCCUGUCCAGAGUGGCUGCUCACAGCCAAUCAAAUCACAUGCCUGUGGAAAAUCUGGCAACCAUCUUUGGGCCUUGCAUAUUCCAUGUUCCAUCAGGACCCAGGAUGCUGGAGGAGCAGAGUGUGAGUAACGCCCUGUUGCUCCAUCUUCUCCGGCAUCAGAACGUUCUCCUUCCAGUCCCAGCCGAGGGCACAGUAGCAUCCUCGACCGCCUCCUCCUCCCCGACUCCCCCUACUCUGUCUGCUCUUUCGCACUUUGAGGUCCGACCCAAUAGCUGUCGCUCAGAGCUGAAUAGUGUGGAGAGGUUGGAAGGAGAGACAGCUUCUGUCCCAGCGAUGAGUGCUUUUGACCAAACAAUAGGAAUACGAUCUCAGCUCAACAGUGCUGACACACUGCCGCAGGGCUGUGAAACCAGCUCUGACGUCAGCGCUGACAUUCAAAAGCUGAUUCCAGACAUGGAGGUUCUGAAGGAGCACAGUGAAAGUACAGAGGCCGGCUCUCUGCUCUCCUGGCCCACUGACCCGGGGCCAGAGCGCCCGCCACAGGGCAGACCGUACCGAAGCAUCCAGAGAGAGCCACCAGAGUUGGAGUGUACCACAGAAGGGACCUUUUCUCAGGACAAUAUGCCACUAUUCACCUCCAUAUCAAAGGAGAAAGAGGAGGAAGAAGUUGAUGAGCUCGAGAAUACAAAGACACCUUCUUCACCCAUCAUAGACUACUGUUCAAAGGCUUCCACGGAUGCAGGGCAGAUAUCAUCUAUUUCAGACUGCUGCAUAGCGAAUGAAUCACAGAACAAAACCCAAAGACAGAUGCAGCACACAGAGAGCAAGCUGUGCUGCAUGGAGUACAAGACAGAAGACAAAAGCAGAGUGUCCAAGUGGAAGGGGAGCGGAGGAAGAGGAUGUAGUGGUUCUCCUGACAGACACAAUGAUUGCAGAGGCAGGAACAACAGUACGUAUGACAGCCCCUCCCUCAAGCUACAAGCCCUGGAGGCUGACUUGGGACCCCUGCCAACACCGGGAGACCCCCAAGCUCAGGAUAACCUGCCUGCCCAGCAACAGCCUCUUUCAACUGAAGAGCAGAACCUGUAUCUGACCCACAAGCUGCCCCUCCACUCACCACAGUCACCUCCUGCUCAGAAUCAACACAUGGAUGACUCAACACAGCCAGAACAUACCCCAUCCCCUCAUUCAUCAGAGUCCAGUCCUGUCCUAUCCACUGCAGUUCUUUCUGGGGGGAUUUCAGGAAAUGACACUCUGCCAAGCCCACCGGGCCCUAACACCAGCCCACUCCUCUCCUGUUUUAUGACGAGCGACUGCCCCGUUCCCUCGCCGCGCUGCCCCAACAUCAGUCACAGCCUACGCUACAACCUAGACCCUGAUGCAGCCCCUUCUCCACCAUGCUCCCAGCACAUAAGCAUGGCUCGCAGUAGUGUCCAUACAGAGCUAGAUGAUGGCUCUGUGUCCAUCUCAAUGCUCAACAGACACAUUCACACCCUGAGGAAGAGGAUCAGGCGUUUUGAGGAGCGUUUUGAACAGGAGAAGCACUAUAAGCCAGCCCACAAUGACAAGACAGCCCAUCCAGAGGUGGCCAGACUGAUGAAGGAGCUCAUCAAGAGUCGCAAGCAGCUUAAAGAGCUAAAGCUGAGACAAUCAGAAGAAGGGGGGCUGAGAGGGCAGGGAGACUUCAGCUCAUCAGCCGAAACAUGCCGGACUAACAUAGACCAGAGGGAGGCAGCACUAACAGGGACUGAGCUGCAGCAACUUAACAACAACAGCAACAACAAGCCAAAUGUGGAGGAAACGGUCAACAUUAUAACCAACAGACUGAAGGAAAGACAACGAGAGCUUGGCCUGCCUGACAGUAUUAAGGAGAUGUCCCAUUUCCAGAUGACUAUGGAGAAGACCAGCCUGCAGAAGUGUUUGCUCUACUUUGAGAGUCUGCAUGGACGACCAAGUACCAGGCAGGAGCGGACGCUGAUGAAAUCUUUCUACGAUCGUUACCGCCUUCUCAAGCAGCUGCUGCUUUCUUCAGCUGCUGCAGCAGUCAUCACGACUAUCGAGGAAGAGGAGGGCUCCGAUGAAGAGCAUCCCAAACAGCAACGUCCCAGGCCGGAGCCACUCUGGCUGAAAUCUCCCAGGCAACUGUCUUCAGAUGAGUUGCCGCAUCUGCCCUUGCUAGAAAUGUCUGAAACACCUCUGGUGUCCCCGCUGGAGGAAGUGAAGGGUCUCCAGCCACAGAUCAUCACCAUGGCAACACUACAUGAAGCUUCCAGACCAGAAUUACUGGAACACCUCAGGAAAGCACGAUUAGAGAGGCGGAGGCUUCAUCAAGUGCUCCGGGAGUUUGAGCACCAUUUCUACUUGCAGACCGGCAGGGCUUGCCAGAAGGAGGACCGUGGACCGAUGGCGGAGGAGUACUGCCAGUAUAAGAACCUCAAAGCGAAGCUCCGUCUACUGGAGGUCCUGCUCAGUAAACAACAGGACUCAACCAAGACCAGCUGAGUUAACUCACAGUGGGACCUUUAUCGAACUUA
Messenger RNA from Micropterus salmoides (largemouth bass), 3301 nucleotides. RefSeq names its product protein FAM13B-like. Gene Ontology annotation, biological process: signal transduction. The transcript has 21 exons. The record is from RefSeq and is a predicted model, not a curated record. NCBI's taxonomy places the organism in Eukaryota, Metazoa, Chordata, Actinopteri, Centrarchiformes, Centrarchidae. The coding region runs from base 228 to 3269 and encodes 1013 amino acids.